Neodiprion fabricii is the source of this 1314-nucleotide messenger RNA. RefSeq lists its product as uncharacterized. Lineage: Eukaryota; Metazoa; Arthropoda; Insecta; Hymenoptera; Diprionidae. The record is from RefSeq and is a predicted model, not a curated record. The transcript is spliced from 4 exons. Bases 150 to 755 code for a protein of 201 amino acids.
AAAGCCUGAGCGGCAAGUGCGGCCCUAGACGUAAGACGGCAGUCAACAACUCCUUUUCCCCCGGUAAGCAGCAGCAGCAGCAGCAGCGAGGCGGCAACCGACGAGGAUCAAAAUAUGCCGGGGAAAGGUCCGCGCGAGCGUCGAUCCUUAUGGCUUCUACGCUAAAUGAAUCCAACAAAAUCCCUUUCGUAAUGCCCUGCUUUGACGGGGAAGAGUUGCAUGUGGAUUUGGAACUGAUGAAUGCUGGACUGGCUGCCAUUUCCGUGAAGGAACAAAACGCAGAAGAUACGCAAGAAGAGGCCAAUAUUAGGCACAGAAAUUCAUUCUGGAAUGUCCACCGUCCAGAAUUGUCUAAGCUAAGUUGGGCCGUCAAUCACACACUCAAGAACAUUGAAACUUACUUGAAAAAUCAUGCUGAAAAUCGAGAUGUUCGUAAUGAUUUGUUGAACUGCAAUAUCCCACCAGCAGAUUUUAACCAAUUGACAGUGAUUCAUGCAACUUCAGACCGGCAUGCAAGUUCUGAUCAGAACUAUUUGCUUACAUCCAAGCCGCAAACAAUUCAAUUCAAUGAUGACGAUUUAGCGUCACCGACAACAUUACACAAAAGUCGGGCAGAAUUUUGUGUCACUAUUGGGAGCAUCGAGGAGAAAUCAAUUCCAGAGACUUCUGAGCCCUCCAGCUCAAAAAUCAGUGAAGAGAAUACAAUGACUUGGAAUAACAAUAACAGAGCGAGCAAUUCUAAAGUAUGUAAAUAAAUAAAUGUUGCAUCGAAACUUAGUUUGUUAUGGCAAUUUUUGGUCUAACAUUUAGGGAAGUAUGCAAACAUAGAAAUGUGGUUACGCAAUCAGAAUCCAAAUAGGGACAGUCAGGAAAUUUUGAUAAACAACAUCCAGAUGGGAUAUCAAAUACUUCGUAAGAAAUAUUAGUUGCACUAAUGGAUGAUAUUGUAUAGCGUAGAGCAGAUCUUUAACUAUGGCUUGAGUUUCAAAUUAGUACAAAGAGAGUAUGUUAUACAUAUCUUUCUGGUGUCGCUAUUAUAAUUUUUUGUGGUCCGGAAAUCCGGAAAUACUACAAAUCUGUUAAUCUCCAACUCGUCGGUUUAUUUAGACUAUUUUUUAUCUAUAAUAAAAUUUCAAUAUUUAAAGUGUAAAUGUAAGCUUGUGAAUAAAUUCGUCACAGGGAUUUUGGCUGCAAAGUCUUGGUAGAUCUGCAGAUUUUUAAUUUUUCAUUAAUGCUAACUUAACUUGAGACGUAAUUAGACCGUUACUAAUUACAUCUUCCUUUCUGGCACAUAUGAAGGUCAUUACGUGAUUU